Messenger RNA from Archocentrus centrarchus (flier cichlid), 4245 nucleotides. RefSeq names its product GTPase IMAP family member 8-like. The record is from RefSeq and is a predicted model, not a curated record. The coding region runs from base 109 to 3519 and encodes 1136 amino acids. Gene Ontology annotation, molecular function: GTP binding. The transcript has 6 exons. Lineage: Eukaryota; Metazoa; Chordata; Actinopteri; Cichliformes; Cichlidae.
AGGGGAACACUCUACUGUGCCUCUCGGAGUGUGCAGAAGUGUUCAGCUGUGAACUCAGAACAAGGCAAACAGGUUCAGCCACUCUGUGGUAUUUUCAGCAGUGACAUUAUGGCGGCAGCAGCUCCUGAUGAUGAUUUCAAUAUAUCAGAAUACAGCAACUCUGACUUUGAGGACUUGUCUGAGCUGAGGGUUGUUCUGCUGGGGAACAACUGGUCUAAGAGGAGUUCAGUGGGAAACUCCAUACUGGGAGUGACUGUGUUCAAGACUGAGGAAAAAGCAGACCUCUGUCUGAGAGUCAAAAGACAGCUGAAGGGCAAAGAAAUUGAUCUCAUCAACACUCCAGAUCUGCUGUCACCUAAAAUCUCCCCAGAAGAGCUGAAGAAACAAGUUGAAAAUUGUGUGAGGCUCUCUGCUCCUGGACCUCACAUGUUCCUGCUGGUCAUCCAGCCUGCAGACUUCACUGAGGAUCAGAAAAACAAGCUACAAACAGUCCUUGAAUUCUUUGGUGACCCAAAAUUUGAUCAUUCUCUGCUACUGAUCACACCCAAAGACAAGAGUUCAAGUUCAGUUGAAAAGUACCUGCAACACCCACAGUUAGGAGACAUAAUCAGAAAAUGUAGUGACAAAUUGUUGUGGCAAAAGAACCUGGAACAAAAGCAGCUGUUGGCAGCCAUAGAUACAGUGGUGAAGAAGAACAAGGGUGAGGAUGUUUCGAAUGAGGAUACAUCUGUUUCCCACAGUGAUUAUCAAGAAGAAAAAAUCGCUGACAUCUUGGAUCCUGUGAGGGGUGCACAUGAGCUCAGGAUAAUGCUGUUUGGAAAAAGUGAGGACAAAAAAUCAGCUCUGGAAAACAUCAUCAUUGGGAAAAAAAGGUCAAUUGUGUCCAAAGUCUUCGCAGGAAAGCAAUGUCGUGCUUCCUCUGGAGAGUGGAAUGGGAAACCAUUAACAGUAGUAAAAACUCCAUACAUCUUCAACCUGCCUGUGGAAACACUGUUUGAUGUGAUCAAGAGCUGUGUGGGUCUCUGUCCUCCUGGACCAAACGUUCUGCUGCUGUUAGUGAAACCUUCUGAAUUCACUGAGAAGAACAGAAAAACUCUGAAUUUGGUCCUGAGCUUGUUUGGACAAGAUGCCUUUAAACACUCCAUGGUCAUCAUAACACACAAUGAGAAAGGGAAUGACUCAGUGGGAAAACUCAUCCAAGAAUGCAACCAAAAGCAGCACAUCAUCAGUUUUGACAAAAAGGAUUCUUCUAAAAAUGAUUCAGAACUGAUGCAAAAAAUGAACAAAAUAGUGAGUGACAACUGGGGAGAAUAUCUAAUGCUAAAAGAAGAGGCCAAACCCUUGAAUCUGAAAUCCAAUGUCAACCUGGUUCUGUGUGGGAGGAGAGGAGCAGGGAAGACCUCAGCAGUCAAGGCCAUUUUAGGUCAGACUGAGCUUCAUUCAGUCUCCAACUCAGAGUGUGUUAAACAUCAGGGAGAGGUGUGUGGACGCUGGGUUUCCCUGGUGGAGCUGCCUGCCUUGUAUGGAAGACCUGAGGAGACAGUGAUGGAGGAAUCACUCAGGUGUAUCUCUCUCUGUGAUCCUGAGGGUGUGCAUGCCUUCAUCCUGGUACUACCUGUGGCUCCUCCCACUGAUGAAGACAAGGAAGAGUUAGAGACCAUCCAGAACACGUUCAGCUCUCAAAUCAAUGCCUUCACCAUGAUUCUGUUCACUGUGGAGUCAGAUCCUACAGAUCCAGCUGUUGUUAAACUUCUUAAUGAAAACAAGGACAUCCAGGAGCUCCGUGGGAGCUGUGGAGGAAGAUCUGUUAUUCUCAACAUCAAGAACAAACAGCAGAUCCCAGAGAUGUUUGAGGUUCUGGACAAAAUUAUCCAGCCCAUGGGCAAACCAAACUGUUAUACAACUACAACAUUUUUACAUGCACAAAUGGAGAAAGUCUUACAACUUGUCAGUGGUGAUCAAGAUGGAGACCAGGGCUCAGACUGUCUCAGGAUUGUGCUCAUUGGGAAGACUGGCUGUGGAAAGAGCUCUACAGGAAACACCAUUAUAGAAAGAGACGAGUUUAAAGCAGAAUCCAGUCAAAUGUCGGUCACUAAACGUUGUCAGAAAGCACACGGUGAGGUGGACGGUCGUCGUGUUGCUGUGGUCGACACCCCUGGUCUGUUUGACACAACUUUGUCGAAUGAAGAGGUUCAUGAAGAGUUGGUGAAAUGCGUCAGUCUUCUGGCUCCAGGACCACAUGUCUUCCUGUUAGUGAUGCAUAUUGGCAGGUUCACAGCAGAGGAGAAGGAAACACUGAAGCUCAUUAAAAAAUUCUUUGGGAAGAAUUCUGAAAAGUUCACCAUCAUCCUGUUAACAGGAGGAGAUACCCUGGAGUAUGACAAAGUCUCCAUAGAAGACUACAUCAAGAAAAAAUGUGAUACUUCCUUUAGGAGACUGAUCACUGACUGUGGAGAUAGGUACCACGUGUUCAACAACCGUGACAGACAAAACCACAAACAGGUCAGUGAGCUGAUAACAAAGAUCGAUGCUGUGGUGAAGGAAAAUGGAGGCUGCUGCUUCACCAAUAAGAUGCUGCAAGAGGCUGAAACUGCGAUAAGGAAGGAGAUGCAGAGGAUUCUAAAGGAGAAGGAAGAAGAGAUUGAGGAACAAAAGGCAGAAUUUGAAAGAAAACAUAAGGAAGAAAUGGAAGCCAUGAAGAAACGAAUGGAUGAAGAGAGAGAAAAGGAGAGGAUACAGAGAGAAAAAGAACUCGACAAAAUGAGAGAUAAAAUUAGGGAAGAAGAAGAGGAAAGAAAGAAAGAACAGGAAAUCAGGGAAAAGGAGAAAAGGGAAAAAGAAACUGAAGAAGAAAGACGUCGACAAGAAUUCAAAAGAGAACUUGAAAUGUUGGACAGACAAAUUCAGGAAGAAAAAGAGGCAAAGGAAAGUGUUGACAGAGAGCUGGAAGAGACCAGAGAAGAGAUGAGGAGAAAACAAGAGGAGUGGGAGAAGGAACAGAGAGAAUGGUGGGAGAAACAAAGACGAGAAGACGAAAAGAGGCGAGAGGAGGAGAAAGAAAAAAUGAAAAAGCUGCAGGAAAAUUACAAUCAAGAAAAACAAAAAUAUGAAAAAAACAAAGAACAAGAGGAUCAAAAAAGAAGAGAACAGGAAAUAAAAGAGUUAGAAGAAAAGAACCAGAGAGCCCUGGAAGAUCUAAAGAGAAAACAUGAAGAGGAAGCCAGAAAGAGAGCCGAAGAGUUCAACAAAUCCCAGAAGAAACAUAUGGAGGAGAUAGCAGCUCAGAGGGAAGAACAUGAGAAGGAAAUGUAUGACCUCGUGAAUCGUGUGACCAGAAAGACUGAAAACUUGAGAAAGAUCAAAAUUUUAAUGCAAAAACAUGAAAAACAACUGAAGAAUGUGAAAAAUGAGGAGGAAAAUGAAGACCUCCAGGAAAUACAUAAAGAUGAAUUAAGUGAGUUGAUGCAAGAAAUCUUGAAUGAAGAGAUCAGCGACACGUCAGCCUGCAGCAUUUUAUGAAGAGAAACUUUAUCAGAUUUGCUUUUUUUUCCUACCAUUUGGAAACUUUAAAGACACACAGAUUUGUUGUUCUGCAUGUUUUACACAUCAUGACCACAGAGCAUUCAUCUGAUUGGACAUCAUCUAAAACAUCAGAUCCACAUAAACACAGUGACACACAGAAGUCUCACCAUUAAACCACAGGUCACCAUACCAGCAGUAAUAAAGCUGCUGACUCAGACUGGUUAAACCAGCUCAUCCCACUGAAUAGUUAUUAGUUAUUACUAGUAGCACAUGUGGAACCAGCAUGUGGCAGUUGGCAGUUAUCACCUCGUUAAUGUCAGUAAAUCCACCAUUGCUUCCAUCAGGCUGGUCAGAGUUUCUCAAGUUUCACAUUUUCAUGCAGUCACAUGGUUUGAAUUCAAAUGCACUCAUCAACAACGUAAGAAGCACGUUCCAAAUCUCAUUUUGAAUCUUACCACAACAUUUACCACCAGAUUGUGUUCCUGAGUUGUAACAGCAUUUUCUGCUUAUAACCAUCAUUUUAAUUCAUGAUUAAUUUACACUAUAAGUAAAAUUUGCCAUUUAAUAAAUGAUUUUCUUUUCUGUUUUUUUAAUGUAAGUUUAAUAGAAUCCGUAUUUGACAGUAAUUUUUUUUGUUUGUCUUUUAGAUUGAUGCUGAGUGCUAUUUGAUUUCUGAUAUAUUGUUUUGUUCUGGUUUUGUUGGGAUUGUAUGUGUCACUAGUA